AUGAACACAAAUGAAGACGUUGUAAUGAAUAGUAUCAACCAAACAUUGAUGACCCACUCAGAAGCUUUCGGAAUCAUCUUUAAACAUAUUGAGAAUUUCUCAAAAACAUUGGACGGAUUAUCUAACCACAUCAAUAAUCGGAAACAAAAGGUAAAGUCAGUUAAAUUAGUCUCCGACAGCAACCAACCAAUUAAACCUAAACAACCUCUUCCUCCAAAAACAACACUCAUAGAACAAACUCCAUCCCCUGCACAUCCUUAUCGAACUGAUGGACCAUCAAACCAAAUAUCUAAAAACAAAAAUAUUACACAUCCAACAAACAAAUCGAAAAUCAACAAUCAAAAUAAGACAACAAACUUCAUCACCAACACAAACCUCACCAAACCAAUUGAAACAAGCACAAACCUCAUCAAACCAAUUGAAACAACUUCAAAGCCCCAAAGUCAACCCCAGCUUCAAUCUAAGAGCCCACCUAUCAACACCAGCUUCAACCUGAAUGAAUCGCAAUCGUCAUACUUGCAAAUAGCCAAGACAGCCAAGAACAUUACAUUUGAUCCAACAAAAAAAACUCCGCAAAUCAAAUCCUACAAUACAACAACAACCAUGUACCCUCCUGCUAAAAGAGCUAAAACAAUUAACUAUUCUCACUGUGUAUCUAUUUACCUCAGUAAGCAUAUCGACUCAGACAUCACUGAAUUUAUUACAGAUGCAGUCAAAGAAAAACUUACAUCAUGGUACAUACCUAACGACAAGACGCACGUACUCCAACUUGUCUGUAACAAUCAUGAAGAUUAUGUAUCAACCUUGGGAAUUUUAAACUCACAAUCAACAAGAGACUCCAGUCCAUUCAAAUACGUUGUGACUCCUAUGAAUUUCUCACCAGCUGAACACACCCUCAAAUAUCAUACUUCAUCAUAUGACGAGAUGAUGAAGUAUACUACCACAUUAUCAAAAAUUUUUGGAAAAGAACUAAUGGAGUUAAAGAAACUAAUACCAGUUAUGACAGAGUCCAAAAGCUUUAUAAAAUCAGAAUAG
Molecule: messenger RNA, 1035 nt
Organism: Naegleria fowleri
Lineage: Eukaryota; Heterolobosea; Eutetramitea; Acrasida; Naegleriidae
Exons: 1
Coding region: 1-1035 (344 amino acids)
Source: RefSeq, a predicted model, not a curated record